AUGGGCAUCGCCGGACGCGCUGUGAUCGGCAGCGUCCGGUAUGGCGCGACGGGCCUGGCUCGCUUGCCCUGGCCGCCGCCUCUGCAUCGAUCUGAUCGCCUGCAGGGAAUCCUGCCACCCGUACCCACAAACACCGCAUCGCCAAUGACUGCCGACGUCAAGGACGAGCCGGCCCCGGCCGUGCCCUCCGCCAAGCCCGAGGCGGCCUCCGCAUCGGCGUUGACCGACCAGGAGAAGCUGAAGCUUCGCCAGGAGCGCUUUGGAGUUCAGGCCCCAACCACCUUUGUCGACAAAAAAAAGGCCCGAGAGGCUCGAUUUGGCAGCGAGCCGGCCCAGAAGAAGCAGCCAGAUCAGAAGGCACCGAGCACAGAGAAGAAAGCUGCCUUGAGCCAAGAUGACACCGACAAGAAGCUUCAGCGACAAGCUCGCUUUGGCACAGUCGAGGAGCCAGCCAAGGGCAGGAAGACCAAGCAGGUCGAUCCCGCUGUUGCCAAGCGACGAGAGCGCUUUGGGCUGGAGACGAGCAAGCCUAAGCCGUCUACUGAGGAGGAGGAGAAGAAGCGCAAGCGUGAGGAGCGUUUUGGCCAGGCCGCCACAACAAACAAGCAGCCAAAGACCGAGACAGAAAAGUCGGACGAGACCGCUGUUGAGAAUGCGCAUUAGAUGUUCGGGGCCGUUCGAUCUUGGCCAGAGGCCUUCCAGCGAGGCACAUUGCAUGAACGAGCGAGAUCUGGGCGUGCACGGCCCCUGAAUCGAGCCUGUUCCUGCCGCUUGUCGUUUGUCGUUUGAUGGAGCCGGAGCCUUGUUGGAUAACACGAUAUCGAGUGCUUUGAGCACAUCGCACCCUCCGGCAGUCGAUAUGCCACGAA
Messenger RNA from Polychytrium aggregatum, 869 nucleotides. RefSeq lists its product as uncharacterized. The coding region runs from base 1 to 663 and encodes 220 amino acids. The record is from RefSeq and is a predicted model, not a curated record. Gene Ontology annotation, biological process: poly(A)+ mRNA export from nucleus. Lineage: Eukaryota; Fungi; Chytridiomycota; Chytridiomycetes; Polychytriales. Gene Ontology annotation, cellular component: nucleus. The transcript has 4 exons.